Messenger RNA from Suillus paluster, 1161 nucleotides. RefSeq lists its product as uncharacterized. The transcript is spliced from 6 exons. NCBI's taxonomy places the organism in Eukaryota, Fungi, Basidiomycota, Agaricomycetes, Boletales, Suillaceae. Bases 1 to 1161 code for a protein of 386 amino acids. The record is from RefSeq and is a predicted model, not a curated record.
AUGUCUUCAACACUCGAAUCGAACCAGGCUUUGGCGGUCGCCGACACGUCUUUGUGCCAUGCACUCCGCCGGAUUAAAAUUCAUGAAGCAGAUGGCAGCAUGGUCAUUGACCAAGCUCAUAAAAUCGCCUGGCUAGUGUCCACUGCCCUUCAGCAGCAUGGCAGAAAUGCCUCGGUCAUCUCGCUGUUGCUGCUGUCUGCUGCAGCUGAGGUCAGAUCAACCAUGAACCAAGGCAUCGCCCCACAGUGGGUCCAGGUGCGGGAUAACAAUACUCAGAGGGAGUCCCACCCUUUCUUCCCAAAGACCGUUGGAUAUGUGGCAGGAAGCACACCUGAACCUGCACCUCAAGUUGCCCCAGCUCCAGCUUCAGCCCCAGCCCCAGCCCCUGCACCAAUGUCAGUCCCUCCAAUUGAAUCACUCCCUACCGCCGGGCACCAGCACAAUCUUCUUGUGCCUGGCAUGAUGGCCGGCAAGGGCAAACAGCCUGCCUGUGGGACUUGGAGAUCCCGAGAGGACAGCCCAAGCGCUGAGACGGGCCAGAAGAAGCGCAAGGUCUCAAGGCCCUCGUCCAAAGCCUUGCUCUCCGACACCAAGGAUGAGGAUGGGCAGCCAGGAGGCACCAUUGUGGUGGCAAAGCCGGCCAGUCUGCUGAAGUCCAAGGAAAGCACUUUGGGCGUGACCAAAGGCGUCAAGAAGACACAUGCCAAGGACACCAUCAGUCACACGCCAGUGAAGGGCAAAGGAAAGGAGAAGGCCAAGGAAGUUGCUGAGCCCAUUAGAGGGCACCCACUAGCCAAGGCCGAUGCUGGGGCUAAGACUUACAAUCCACCUUGCAAGAGGUGUGUCGAUGAGCCUUGCCUUGUCAUCAUUGGCAAGAGAGGGCAGGUCAUGAGGUCCUGCUCCAAAUGCAGCCUCAUGAAGGUGAAGUGCGACCAACCGAUGUCGGUCGAUUCUGAUACUCCUGUGCUGAUGGCACACCGGAGGUCCAGGGCUGCACUGGCCUCCAAGAAGGUUCCCCCGACAGCAACCCUGAGGUCCAAGUCCAAUGUUCCGCUCAGGAGAACCAGAGCAACCUCACGGGCAUGUCCACCGACUCCUAUCUUGGAGUCUGAAGAGGAAGCUGUCAAGGGUACCGGUAAGCAAUCAUUUAUUUUAUCAUAA